Durusdinium trenchii is the source of this 6306-nucleotide messenger RNA. Lineage: Eukaryota; Dinophyceae; Suessiales; Symbiodiniaceae. The record is from the annotation of a GenBank genome assembly.
AUGAACCGCAACAUCCUCACCCUCAGUUUUGUCUCCUUGUGCUUGUUGCAAGCAAGUACAUCUCUGGUCUAUUCCGCUGAUCAAGCAGAACGAGACGGUCAUCGCUUUUUCGAGCAGCAUGUCCGUCCUUUGCUGGUGCAGCACUGCUACGAAUGCCAUGGCGAGGAUAAACAGAAAGGGGACCUUCGCGUCGAUUCGAUUGGUCAACUCCUGGCUGGAGGGGAAAGUGGCCCGGCAAUCGAACCACACAAACCAGCUGAGAGUCUCCUGAUCGAAGCAGUCAAGUACGAAUCGUACGAGAUGCCCCCCAGCGGCAAACUCCCUGAUGAGAAGAUUGCCAUUCUGGAAAAGUGGAUCAAGAUGGGUGCCCCCUGGCCCGGACAGGAACAGGUCGCUGCCUCUCGCUCCGUCGGAGACAAAAUUACCGAAGAAGACCGCCAGUUCUGGUCCUUCCAACCAUUGCGGGCCCCGGAGCCUCCACACCUCGACAAUGAUCAAUGGUCGCGCAACAACAUCGACCGCUUCAUCUUCCGCAAGUUAUCGGACAACCAGAUUGCUCCCACUGACGAAGCUUCAGCGGAAGAUCUCGUCCGACGACUCUACUUCGACCUGAUUGGAUUACCCCCGACACCGGAACAGGUCGAUGCCUUUCUAGCAGAUAGCUCAGAUGCAGCCUACGAAAAACUCGUUGAUGAACUCUUAGCCAGUCCACGACAUGGAGAACACUGGGCCCGUUUCUGGCUCGACCUCGUCCGCUACGCCGAGUCAGAUGGCUUUCGUAAAGAUGACUACCGCCCAGACGCCUGGCGCUACCGGGAUUACGUCAUCAAUUCUUUCAACGAAGACAAACCAUUCAACGAGUUCACUCGCGAACAAAUCGCUGGCGAUGAAAUCGCUCCCAAUAAUCCUGAUGCUUUAGUCGCAACCGGAUUCUUGCGACAUGGCAUCUACGAAUACAACCAGCGUGAUGCCAGAACACAAUGGCAGGAUAUGCUCAACGACAUUACCGACACCGUUGGUGAUACCUUCCUGGGCAUGGGGAUGGGCUGUGCCCGCUGCCAUGACCAUAAGUUUGAUCCCAUUCUGCAGAAGGACUACUUCCGUCUACAGGCAUUCUUCGCCAACAUCGCAAUGCCAUACGAUGCCGCUGUCGCUACCGAUCAACAACAUGACGAAUUCCAACAGGCCCAAGCCAAAUGGGAGGCAGCCACCAAAGAAAUUCGCGAGAAGAUCGAUGCAUUAGAAAAGCCGAAGCUUGAAUCGAUGCGCCAUGCAAUGGUCAUGAUGUUCCCGGAAGACAUUCAGGAGAUGGUCGCCAAACCAGACCACGAACAGACCUCUUACGAAAAACAACUGUCUCACUUAGUCGAACUGCAAGUCAUCGACAAACAAAAGACCGUCGCGACUAAAUUCAAAGGGGAAGAAAAGAAAGAGUAUGAAGCUCUCAAAGCAGAAUUAAAGAAAUUCGAUCACCUCAAACCAAAGUCUUUGCCCACCGGCCUCACUGUCACUGACUAUGGCGAUCAAGCCCCACCAGUCUUCAUCCCCAGUAAAGAGCGGCUCGGGGAAAUCGCUCCUGGUUUCCUCACCAUCUUCGACCCCAAGGUUGCUCAUAUCGAACCGAUGCCGGCUGAAGUCGAAAGUACCGGACGUCGCACAACCCUCGCCAAUUGGCUCACAGAAGAGAAACAUCCGCUCACCACCCGUGUCAUCGUCAACCGCAUCUGGAAAGAACACUUCGGUGCCGGCAUCGUUAACAGCCCCAGCGAUUUCGGCCACCUCGGCGAAGAGCCGACACAUCCAGAACUCCUCGAUUGGCUCGCAACUCGCUUCGUUGAAAACGGUUGGAGCCUGAAGUGGCUGCACCGGCAAAUCGUCCUGUCAGCGACCUACCGACAGUCCUCAUUGCGUGAUGACCCACAAGCGAAGCUCAUCGACCCGCAGAACCGCUUACUCUGGAAGGCCAACGUCCGUCGCCUGACCGCCGAGCAACUCCGUGACGCUCAACUCGCAGCUACGGGCAACCUGAGCCUCAAAGCAGGUGGACCGGGAGAGACAGCCAAGACCUCCAGGCGUCGCUCUAUCUACACGAAAUUCAUGAGAAACUCGCGUGAUGAAGUGCUGGAUGCCUUCGACCUGCCGGACCGCAUGACCAGUAGUCCGACCCGCAAUGUCACAACCUCACCAUCUCAAUCACUCCUGCUCAUCAACGGUGAAUGGACCCUCAAACGAGCAGAAGAGAUGGCAAAACGAAUUCGGGGCGACGGGUCAGCCAGUCUCGAAUCUCAGGCCCUCGUAGCCGGAUUUGAUGUCGCCCGUUUUCCGGAAUCAGUCAGGGCCAAUAUUGGUUUCAUGUCCUGCAACACCGGGAUCUACGACCGCAUGACUGCCCGAGAAAUGGUCGAGUACUAUGGCCGUCUCUACGGCAUCGAAGAAGAACCUCUCCAGGCUAGAAUCGAAGAAAUCUUUGAAACGUUGCAGAUGAAUGAGAUCCGCGAUGUCCUCGGAUCAAAGAUGUCCACCGGGAUGAAACAGAAGGUCUCAAUCGCUCGCACAAUUGUGCAUGAUCCUCCGGUAUUGAUCUUCGAUGAGCCAACUUCAGGUCUGGACGUCCUCGUCGCCCGAGCCGUCCUCGAAGCUGUCGAUGCCCUCCGCAACAUGGGGAAGUGCAUUAUCUUCUCGACACAUAUCAUGCGGGAAGUCGAAAAGCUGUGCGACCGCGUCGCGAUCAUUCAUAAAGGAAAAAUUCUCGACCGGGGAACGGUUGAUGAAUUGAUUGAGAAAUAUGAACAACCUGAUAUCGAAGAGGUGCGUGACCAACUUCGGGAUCGCCGCACACUCUUCAUGGUUGCAGUGCUGCCGCUCCUGCUUUAUCCCGCUCUCGGCAUCGGUAUGGUGCAAAUGACCGUCACCUUCGCAGAGCAAAUGCGAAAUGUCGUCGUCAUCGGGGCUGAUGAAAUCCCACCUCCAGAAUUGAUCCGUGACCACCGCUUUGUUUCGAUCUACUUCAAUCAAUCAGAAGAUGCAGAGAAAUUACGCGUUAUUACAGACGAGCCUUUGUCGCUCGAUAACCCUGAACUGAACGAGAAGAGUCGUGAGGAACUCGAACAGUUUCUCUCACUGAUCGAAAAGAAACGCCCAACGCUUGAUCGACUGGCAAUUGUUCAAGAACAACUCAACCAAGGCGUGGAUGAUAAAUCUGAAAAGGCCAAGCUUGUCGCUGAGGAAAUCGAAUUACGCGAGCAAGUCACCUCCUGGUUUUCGGUCGCUCCGGCACAGGUCCUGGUCAUUUUCCCAGAAGGCUUUCGCAACGAGUACGAUCAAAUCAGCCAGCGGAUGGCACAAGGACUGUUCCGGGACAUCGAACUCGAAAACCCGCCCCGCCCGAUUAUUCUCCACAACAGUGCUGAUGAAAAAUCAGACAUCGCCUAUCAACGAGUCCGGCAAGUCUUAAAUGAAUGGGAAGAACUCUUACUCGAAAAACGACUCAAAGAGGCUUCUCUGCCCCGCUCGCUCCCCGACCCUGUCCAAUCGACAACCGUCGACCUGGCAGAAGCUGAUGAAAUUGCAGCUAACGUCUGGAGCAAAAUCUUCCCUGCGUUGUUAGUGAUCAUGUCUGUCACUGGUGCCUUCUAUCCUGCAAUCGACCUCGGAGCGGGAGAGAAAGAACGCGGCACCAUGGAAACCCUACUCAUCUCACCAGCGACACGCACAGAGAUCGUUCUCGGAAAAUUCCUCACAGUGAUGCUCUUCAGCAUCACGACCGCCCUGCUCAACCUCACCAGCAUGGGCUUCACAGGGCAACAUAUGUUGACCGCUGUCGCCAGUGGCAGUCCCGCAGCGAUGGGCGAUAUCUCCUUCCCUCCCGCACUCUCACUAAUGUGGGUUGUGCUGUUGGCUGUCCCCCUGGCAGCGCUGUUUAGCGCCCUGUCCUUGUCCUUUGCGAUGUUCGCCAAGAGUAGCAAAGAAGGUCAGUAUUACCUGACACCACUCUUAAUGGUGACCAUGGGCCUCACGAUGUUCUGCCUGAAUCCAGCAGUCGAACUGACCCCAUACUACAGUAUUCUGCCGGUGGUCGGCCCAGCUCUGUUACUGAAAUCCUUAUUACUCGGUGGUGUGACUGCCGUCGCUGCCAGUGCGUAUGUCGUUCCAGUCCUUGUGACGAGCUUCACGUAUAGUGCACUCGCUCUCUGGUGGGCCAUUGAGCAAUUCCAGGGCGAAGGCAUUCUCUUCCGCGAAGCAGAACGAUUCGAACUCGGCCUGUGGAUUAAGCACUUAUUGCGAGACAAGGAAGAGACCCCCAGUUUCAUGGAAGCUGGCGUCUGCUUUGUCUUGAUCGCCCUGCUGCAAUUCAUCUUCCUGACAUCAAUGCAGCGCAACCCAACGCUGAUGACCGACCCUACCAACAUGGUCGUCGUCCAGAUGAUCUACUUGAUUGCCACCGUCGGGUUCCCACCUUUAAUGAUGGCUCUCUUACUGACUACCAGACCCUUCAAAAGCCUGAAAUUUAAUCUCUGUAGCUGGAAGAUGUUGGCAGCUGCUGUUGUGUUGCCACUCGCAUUGCAACCACUGGCGUUAACACUUCUCGCCUGGCUGGACCCUUACUUUCCACCAAUGCCUGCUGGCGGAGAACAGCUCAUGAAAGCGAUGGCGACGAAUGAAGUCCCACUCUGGCUUUCUUUUGCGACCUUCGCGAUUGCUCCUGCCGUCUGCGAGGAACUCGCCUUCCGAGGAUUUAUCUUAAGUGGUCUUCAACGAUCGCGACAUAAGUGGUUACCCAUCGUGAUAUCUGCCCUCCUGUUUGGUGUCAUUCACAUGAUUCCGAAACAGCAGUUCAACGCGUCCCUGUUAGGUCUGGUACUGGGACUGAUUGCCGUUCGCAGUCGCAGUUUAAUACCUUGCAUCAUUUUCCACUUGAUCUUCAACGGUACUCAAGUCUUGGCCACAAGGCUGGAAGUCGAAAGCCUGGAAGUCGGUAUUGCUCGCUACCUUGUCAAAAUCACUGAAACUCCCGCUGGCGAGCCGACAAUGAUCUUUACGCCUGCCUGCCUGGCAGCCUGUGCUGCCAUCUCAGUGACCAUUCUGUAUUGGCUCAUCCGACUCGACAGAUCCCCGGAGCAAGACCAACGACCCGUUCAGAACAACCGACUGAUCAUCUUGUUCUGCGCAGUGAUCACUCUUCUCUGCUUAACAUUUCCGCCCACAGCAGUCGCCAAUGAAGCAGAGCGACUAGUCCAACAGUUGGGAGACCGUCGCUUCUCAAUGCGAUCGCGAGCAGAGCAACAACUCCUCGAACUCGGCUAUCAAUCCUUCGAAGCCAUUUCGCUCGGGACAGAAUCUGACGACCCCGAAAUCCGCUAUCGAGCGACGCGUCUGCUCAAACUCUUGCAGCGAGAAGCAUUCGCAGAUCAACACCAUCAGUUGAGAAAGAACCCCUGGCUGGUCCCCGAACAACUCGCUCCCGGUUGGCUAGCGUUCCAUCAGCUUCUGGGAGAUGGGAAAGAUUCCCGCGAACUUUAUGUGCAAAUCUUGAAUAGCGAGCCUGAUUUAAUAUUGGCCCUCAAUCGUCCUCAUUGGCAAUUACAGUUUGAACGUCGCUGCGCAGACCUGAAAGCUUUCUCCCAUCAACGGCAACAAGCCGAGGUUGAACCUGGCACCAUCGCUGCCCUGUUGUUUCUGGGUUGCCACCCUGACAAUCAGGCAAGUGGUGAAGCAAGUUCGGUCAUCAACAUGAUGCUCGGAGACGAUCAAUUUCGUGACGCCGUUCGGCACUCUGCAAGUAGCGAUGUCCUGAAAGCACUCAUCAGCGAAUGGAUUCGCACCAACCAAAACUCAUCACCGAUGCAACGGCUCAGCGAUGCAGCCACGUUUGAAUUAGACGCCGCUCUCGAUGUCGCUCGGGAGAUCGUGGCAGCCCGCAAGAACCUGCAUUCCUCAUCAAUCUAUCUGGUGAAUGCCAUUUUCUAUCUGGCCCUCUAUGGAAAAAGUGAAGUCAUCGAGGAGUUGGAAGUUCUCCUCAACGAAAAGCAACAACUCUUUGGAAGUCAUCGCACUUCACAAAUGGACGUGCAGAUACGCGAUGUCGCUCUGGCUGCUUUACUUUACAUCAACAAUCAAUCCCCACAGGAAUACGGCUUUCACGAUCUCGCACCCAAAACAGGCUAUCUCUACAUCGGUAGCUCUGCCAAAUUCCGUUCUCCUGAAAUCCGUGAGAAGGCAAUACAGAAGUGGCAAAACUGGCGGGCUGAACACUUAGGUGAACCGAUCCCGAACGACCUGGACGCCAGUAUCGGCGAGCAACUGUAA